CUACGCAUCGUCAGCACGACAAAAUACCUCGCAACAGCCCUCGUAAUGGACCUCGCAGGAUGGGAGGACCGCGGAUGGAUCGACGUCCCUGACGCUACACUGCUACGCGUCAUUGUCAGCCACCUCAGACAACGAUGUGCAGUGACCACACUGGCGGUUGCAUCCCAGAAAACGGACUGGGAGAGAAUGAACAUCGCCUGGGACGCCCAACUGGAGCGACCGCGACCCCAGAACAUAACCCAUGAAAUCAGUCUCGAGCAAAACCACCCGUUCUCCCUCACGGGAGCACGACUUGCAUGUCUAACACAACGCCUAGCGUACCGAGGAAUACGAGCGACCCGCGAACACCCGGUACGCAAGACGUCCCAAGCAAUAGUUUCCGAAGCUCUUGCACACAUCGGAGCAAACUCACCGGACACUCCCUCCAGCCAACAGCUCUGGCUGGCCAUCCGUAGCACAGACAUACGCAAGCCGGCGUCCGACUUCCUAUGGAAAGUCCUGCAAGGGGCCCUGAGAUGCGGACGCUUCUGGGCCAAGAUCCCAGGAUACGAGGAUCGAGCAACAUGCCACCAAUGCGGCUCCCUAGAUUCCAUUGAGCAUAUCCUAUUCCAUUGUAAAGCAACCGGUCAGACAGCCAUAUGGGAAACGACCAAAGCCCUCUGGGCACAGAAAGACUUACCCUGGCCAUCCCCUCUAACACUGCCGGACGUCCUGGGAGUUGGCCUGAAGACAUGGACCAACCCAGGAUCUAAGACGGUCCGGCAUGGCGCCUCGCGCCUGUGGCGAAUACUGAUCCCGGAGGCGGCAUUCCUAAUCUGGAAGUUACGCUGUGAACGGGUAGUGGGACAUGCGGAACAGCCGAACUGGAUGCACUCAGAGGCAGAAAUAAUAAACCGAUGGUCCUUCGCCCUCAAUGAGAGACUACAUAAGGAGAUUACAAUGACACAUCGCCGUUUUGGAAGGUCAGCCCUACCACGCAGUAAAGUACUAGACACAUGGGGCGGUACGCUGCAUAACGAGAUAAGCCUUCCACAAGACUGGACCCAAUGGCCCCGGGUUUUAGUGGGU
Fomitopsis serialis is the source of this 1068-nucleotide messenger RNA. RefSeq lists its product as uncharacterized. The annotation marks the transcript as partial. NCBI's taxonomy places the organism in Eukaryota, Fungi, Basidiomycota, Agaricomycetes, Polyporales, Fomitopsidaceae. The transcript has a single exon. The record is from RefSeq and is a predicted model, not a curated record.